This is a messenger RNA of Cimex lectularius (bed bug), 1736 nucleotides long. RefSeq names its product putative RNA-binding protein Luc7-like 1. The record is from RefSeq and is a predicted model, not a curated record. Gene Ontology annotation, cellular component: U1 snRNP; U2-type prespliceosome. NCBI's taxonomy places the organism in Eukaryota, Metazoa, Arthropoda, Insecta, Hemiptera, Cimicidae. Gene Ontology annotation, biological process: mRNA splice site recognition. Bases 840 to 1634 code for a protein of 264 amino acids. The transcript has 6 exons. Gene Ontology annotation, molecular function: mRNA binding.
UAAUAUAAAUUAAUUAUAAGUUUAGUUUGUAAAAGUGUGAUUAGCAGUCCAUUUGGGUAUUAUGGUACGUAAAUGCAAUAUUUAUUACAAAAUUUUAACUUGUAAUAUGAAAAAAAGAGGAAAAUAAAAAUUAAGAGAGGAAAAUAUUGUUGAGGUGUUGGGGCUGAGUAAUAGCAAUUAUUUUGUAAGUAUAAUAAGUGCAUGCCACUAUCAAACAAAUCAAAUUUAAAUUUUAGAACAAUCCCAAUUUAUUAUUUUCAAAAAUAAUAAAAUAAUAACAGUACACAACCAAAAUAAUAGAGGAUAAAAAUGAUUGAACCUAUUGUCCUGUAAGUAUUAUUCAGAAAAGUAUGUACAAUUGUGAAAUUAAAUUUAAGACUUCAACUAAGAAGAAAACUAAAGGAAGAGGGAAGAAUCCAACAUUUGUUUGUGAGUAUUCGAUUCGUCUUCGCUAUAAAAAAUAUAAAAAAAAAAAUUUAAAAAAUUCAUGUUAAUAAAAAGGCAAACUUUUGAAUACCACUGAAUCGAACUCGGUACGUAUUGAAUAUAAAUUAUUAACAGGAGAAAGACAAGAUAAACUGACCAAAAAAAGAUUGAAAUGAUAAAUAAGAGAAGAGCAAGGGAGCAAUUUUGUUGUAAUUGCCUCAUCAUCGAGGAAACUGGCACAUAAUCCAUCGUACGUAUUGAAUUUGUGUGAAACAACCAAAACCAAACCAAAAGUGUUGUCUAAAAUUUCAAAUUAUUUAUAAACACUUAUAGGGGAUUUAAAGAUAGAAGAAACAAGUUGAUGGAGUUUCUCCUCAUGUACGUGAUCAACAGUUGUACACCGACUAAAACAAAUGAGCUCUCGCGCCCUUCCCCCCAGAAUGGAUCUGGGUGAGUGUCCAAAAAUUCAUGAUUUAGCAUUAAGAGCUGAUUUUGAGAAUGCUUCUAAAACAAGAGACUACUUCUAUGACAUUGAUGCUAUGGAACAACUUCAAUCCUUCAUUACUGAUUGUGAUAGGAGGACAGAGGUCGCCAAGCAGCGACUUCUUGAAACACAAGAAGAAUUGUCGGCAGAAGUGGCAGAGAAGGCAAAAGUUGUCCACGAAUAUGCUGAAGAGAUAGGGAAAAAAUUAGCAAAGGCUGAAGCACUCGGAGCUGAAGGACUCGUAGAUGAAUCACUGAAAUUGAUGGGAGAGAUUGAAGAUUUGCGAAAAAAGAAAAAUGAAGCGGAAGAGAUAUACAGGAAUUCUAUGCCAGCCAGCAGCUACCAGCAGCAGAAAUUAAGGGUGUGUGAAGUAUGCUCAGCAUAUCUCGGAAUUCAUGACAAUGAUAGACGUCUCGCCGAUCAUUUUGGAGGCAAACUGCAUCUUGGAUUCAUUAAUAUACGUGAAAAGCUUCAAGACCUUCAGAAAACUGUUGAGGAACGUAGGAAUCAGAGGAAGGCGGAGUCCCGUGAGAGAGAUAGAGAUAGGGAUAGGGAUCGUGAAGACAGAGAUCGCAUGCGUGAGAGAGAUCGAGAUAGAGAUCGUGAUAGGUCUUACAAGAGGUCAUCAAGAUCUUCAAGGAGGUCACGUUCAAGGUCGAGGUCAAGAUCUCACAGAUCUAGGGACAGGUCGAGAUCAAGGGAGUCUAGACGAAGGGAACGUUAAUAUAUGAACUACUAUGUAAUUUGCACUUCAACAUCAUAUUUUAAAUGAUUAUUUAUAUUUACAAAAUGUCAGAUUUUUUUUGUUUUUCUUUUUAAUUUUUUU